Messenger RNA from Penicillium psychrosexuale, 1578 nucleotides. RefSeq names its product leucine-rich repeat domain-containing protein. Bases 1 to 1578 code for a protein of 525 amino acids. The transcript has a single exon. Lineage: Eukaryota; Fungi; Ascomycota; Eurotiomycetes; Eurotiales; Aspergillaceae. Gene Ontology annotation, molecular function: protein binding. The record is from RefSeq and is a predicted model, not a curated record.
AUGGACAGCGAGAUCCCCCUCCCACCGCCGCGGCGAGUCCGGCACCGCUCACCCGUGAAGAACCCCUCAGCGACAGGCACAGCGGUCUCGUUCCAGCGCGCACAGCGACUAUCACGCUUCGAUGACCGCUCUAGUCAGCCAUCCAGUGAUCCUGCGCUUUUCUCAAGUGACGAUAUCCCGGCUUCGGGGCUGGAGAACUACCAUGCGACAGUAUCGGGCGCGGGACGGAAACGGCGGUAUCGAGGGACCUGGUGGGGGGAGCAGGUGCUGGAUCCGAAGCGGAAAAGGGCAGACUUUAAGGAUAAGAGGAAUGUUGAUAGUGGUGUGUGGAUGGGGAGUGAUGAGUCGGUUGCUGAGUCGCUUUUGCCGUCGGAGGAUGGCUCGGCGUGGGGGGAAGACUUGCGCAAGUCUGUGCUUGAUCCUAGAAAACCUGGAAGCUCUAUACCUGUCAGUAUUGAGACAGAGAACAUGUCUUCACAGACUCGCAUUGCAUUCAAAAGUCCCGAGGAAUCCGAUCCUCAUCGGUUUGCCCGGGAGGUUAUCGGUGAUUGUCUUGAUAAAGGACAUGAAAGCAUUGACCUGGGGUAUGUGCUAAUGCCAUUUCAUCUGAUGUCCCUUUUCACCCAUGCCAAUGAUCCUAAUAGCUUUGUCCUAUGCAGUGAAUUCAAUCUGGGAACUAUACCACCCGGUCUCCUACUACCCCUACAGCACUUGACGAAGCUUCCAUCAGUCAAGGAAGCCCCGGUCUCAGAGAACGUCUUCACGUCUCUGCAGCCAUUCCUCAGCAUAUAUCUCCCCUACAACUCUCUAUCAACCCUGCACAAAGAUCUCUUCGAGCUCAGCAACCUUAAAGUCCUCAGCCUGCGAAACAACAAGCUGGCCGAAAUCCCAUCUACAAUCUGCAAACUGACAGCACUGGAAGUUUUGAACCUUUCCGUCAAUCAGUUGACCUACCUUCCCUGGGAGGUUCUCAAACUCAUCCAACAAGGCGAACUGAAACACUUGACCGUACGCCCGAACCCAUUCCUCACAUACGACAAAGCGAAGAUCGCAGAACGGCACUACAACAAUAAAGAAAAAGAGAACCACCAGGACUUGUCUCCUGCGGUCCAAUCGCACACCGAGAGGUGGGGUCCUCUCCACCUCGCAACAGGCACGAUCACCUACAUGGACAUGGAGGGCAAUCCUAUGGGAGACAGCCCAUCCAGCAACAGACUCACUCUCACACCAGGAUUGGCAUCUCCUGUAAACGACGCCCCAUCCCUACGUGAAGUCGCGCUCCGUGCUGUGAGCAAGCUUCCCUACCUGGAGCAAACCAGCGAUGAAGAGCUAGCCGAGUAUCCGGCGCUGAUUGUGCCCUUGCUGCAACAAGCGAGGGAAGUGCGUGCUGCUGGUGGGAAGUCCUGCUCCGUAUGCCAGCGGGAGUACGUGAUUCCCCGUGCUGAAUGGAUGGAGUGGUGGGACUUGAUACCGUUCGAGAAUGGAAUGAAGAUGCCCCGCUGUCCGAAUGAGAUGCUUCGGCCUUUACCGUUCCGGCGGUUCGCUUGUAGCUUGUCGUGUGUGCCGGGAUCUUGUUGA